AACCCCCUGGUGGCCGUUUAUUACACCAACCGUGCCCUCUGCUACCUGAAGAUGCAGCAGCACGACAAGGCCCUGGCCGACUGCAAACGGGCCCUGGAGCUGGACGGGCAGUCGGUGAAGGCUCAUUUCUUCCUGGGCCAGUGCCAGAUGGAGAUGGAGAACUAUGAUGAGGCCAUUGCCAACCUGCAGCGAGCCUACAACCUGGCCAAGGAGCAGCGGCUGAACUUCGGGGACGACAUCCCCAGCGCCCUGCGCAUCGCCAAGAAGAAGCGCUGGAACAGCAUCGAGGAGAAACGGAUCAACCAGGAGAACGAGCUGCACUCCUACCUGACCAGGCUGAUCGUGGCAGAGAAGGAGAGGUACCCCUGCCACCCCCACAGGGCUGGGCUUUUAGUCGAGUCCCACCGAGCUCUGCGAGGAGCUGGCAGAGCCCCCCAGGCAGGGGAGGGGGGUGGCAGUGACAAGUACCUGGCAGACAUGGACGAGCUCUUCUCACAAGUGGAUGAGAAGAGGAAGAAGCGGGACAUCCCUGACUACCUGUGUGGGAAGAUCAGCUUCGAGCUGAUGCGCGAGCCCUGCAUCACACCCAGCGGCAUCACCUACGACAGGAAGGACAUUGAGGAACAUCUCCAGCGCGUGGGUCAUUUUGAUCCGGUGACAAGGAGUCCCCUGACCCAGGACCAGCUGAUCCCCAACCUGGCCAUGAAGGAGGUGAUUGAUGCUUUCAUCUCAGAGAACGGUUGGGUGGAGGAUUAUUGA
This is a messenger RNA of Chaetura pelagica (chimney swift), 759 nucleotides long. It is a transcript of the gene STUB1, whose product is annotated as STIP1 homology and U-box containing protein 1, E3 ubiquitin protein ligase. Lineage: Eukaryota; Metazoa; Chordata; Aves; Apodiformes; Apodidae. The transcript is spliced from 5 exons. Gene Ontology annotation, biological process: positive regulation of proteolysis; proteasome-mediated ubiquitin-dependent protein catabolic process; protein quality control for misfolded or incompletely synthesized proteins. Gene Ontology annotation, cellular component: Z disc; cytoplasm. Gene Ontology annotation, molecular function: protein-folding chaperone binding; ubiquitin protein ligase activity. Bases 52 to 759 code for a protein of 235 amino acids. The record is from RefSeq and is a predicted model, not a curated record.